Messenger RNA from Ctenopharyngodon idella (grass carp), 1177 nucleotides. RefSeq names its product calcium regulated heat stable protein 1 (gene carhsp1). The record is from RefSeq and is a predicted model, not a curated record. Gene Ontology annotation, molecular function: mRNA 3'-UTR binding. Gene Ontology annotation, biological process: regulation of mRNA stability. Gene Ontology annotation, cellular component: cytoplasm. The transcript is spliced from 4 exons. Lineage: Eukaryota; Metazoa; Chordata; Actinopteri; Cypriniformes; Xenocyprididae. Bases 173 to 649 code for a protein of 158 amino acids.
UCACGCCUCUUUGGACCCUCAUUCGAAUCACAGCUAGAGAGACCAGCAAACGACAAGCAACAACUUUCUUUCUUGGCUGCUUUUCGUUAUCCACUGUUUCCAACAAUCUACAGUUGUUUUCUUUGGCUCGUGCACAUUUAAAAACGUGUCCUUUGAGAGUCCCACCGUCAGCAUGUCUUCAGAAGCAUCAUCUCCUGUGAAGUCUACCACCCCUCCUCUGUCCCCGCUGUCGCCGAUCUCUCCGGUGUCCCCCAGCUCUCUGCGCCUGCCCGCCUGCCGCCACAGAGACCGGUCGCCCUCCCCCAUGAGGGGCUACCUGAUUCCCAGCCCCCUGCCCACCCGCCGCAACCGCACCUGCUCAGCUGCAGCGCGUGCAGCUGAGGGGCCGGUCUUCAGUGGGGUCUGCAAGUGCUUUUCACGUUCCAAAGGACACGGUUUCAUCAGGCCAUCAGACGGAGGCAAUGACAUCUUUGUGCACAUAUCUGACAUCGAGGGUGAAUAUGUGCCUGUGGAGGGAGAUGAAGUUAGCUACAAGAUCUGCUCUAUUCCACCCAAACAUGAGAAGAUCCAGGCCGUUGAGGUGACCAUCACUCAUUUAGCACCAGGCACAAAGCACGAGACCUGGUCAGGAGCGGUGUUCGAAUCAUGAGGUCCUCAAGAAGUGCAGCUCUCUGACUUGGAACUGUAUGAUAUAUCAAAAAGGGUUUCUGUUUCUUUUCUGGAGGUUUGGGGGAGGGAACAGGGCUGAAUAAAUGAAUGCCUUUAAGUGCUGUGUGUGACAAGAUGGCACAACUCCAAGACAAAUAUAAACAAAUCUUGCAUCUUUUUUUUCUUUAUUUGGGUUCAGGAAAGGUUUGUUUGAAAUUAUCUUUAUUUUUUGGUUUGUGUUUAAUUAUGUGGCAUGAACAGCAGUCAGUUGUACUUACAUUAACCAUCUAUGACUUGCUGAUUGAUUUGAAUACUCUUAAGAACUGAUCGUGCAUUCUUAACAGGAAGCCUUAACGCAUAUCUAAUAUGUAGAUUUCCCUAUUUUUUUCAUUCACUGAAAAAAAAAAAAAAACAUGUUCGCCAUGUAUGUUUACAUUGUGAAAAUAUAUCAUUUUGAUCAUUGAUCAUUUCUCAUGUGUAUGUGUGAUUCUUGCUUCAAAAAGACAAUAAAAGAUUCUUCAAAUUGUCA